This is a messenger RNA of Volvox carteri f. nagariensis, 477 nucleotides long. RefSeq lists its product as uncharacterized. The record is from RefSeq and is a predicted model, not a curated record. The coding region runs from base 1 to 477 and encodes 158 amino acids. NCBI's taxonomy places the organism in Eukaryota, Viridiplantae, Chlorophyta, Chlorophyceae, Chlamydomonadales, Volvocaceae. The transcript is spliced from 2 exons.
AUGGCUGAUGCUGAUGCUGGGCCAUCAAAACCACCAGUUUCGAAGACUCCUAAAGCAACAUACACUUAUGGCAACAAGGAGCUAGACGCUCCAGCCUACGCGGAAGCCCUGAAGAGUGCAAAAGCAAGAGGCAGUGCUUCCUGGUGGUCGUUUUUCACCGUGAUCUUGACAGAAAGAGUCGUGAAGCUGAAGUGCACCAUUUGCGGCGAGGUGCUGGGUGCCAAAAAUCCGUCUGCAACAGCUCCCAACCAUCUUAAGAAGCACAGCAAGGCAGCAGACAAGGCGCAGGAGGGCAAGCGCAACUGGUCGCUGUGGGGCAACAUCUUCACCAAGGCCCGCAACCGGCUGGGCAAGGAGCGUGCAGAGAAGCUGAUUUACAUCCGGCAGAACCGGAAGGCCUUGCAGAUGGAGCGGGGUGGGAAGGAUGAGGAGGUGCUGAUGCAGCUGCUGGAGGGGCUGGACGUGCAGGGGGAGUGA